Molecule: messenger RNA, 3169 nt
Organism: Pollicipes pollicipes
Lineage: Eukaryota; Metazoa; Arthropoda; Thecostraca; Pollicipedomorpha; Pollicipedidae
Product: extensin-2
Exons: 2
Coding region: 1-2517 (838 amino acids)
Source: RefSeq, a predicted model, not a curated record
AUGACCGACAGCAAUACCUCCCACACUGACCUGGACGGCGCUGAGUCGCUGUUGAGCGCGGUGGGGGCCUCUACUCACCAUCACCAUCACGACCCGGAGCACCAGCACCAGGAGCACCAGGAGCACCAGGAGCACCAGCAGCACCGGGAGGCCAAUCAGCAUGCUGAGAGCGACGACCACCGUCUGCCCUCGUCGGGCCUGCACGUGGUUCCGGCUCCGGACCUCACCCUGGGGCUGCACCAGCUGGCUGCCGCUCUGUCUACUGACCUGGGCGCGCCUCAGCGCAAUCUGGACGCACUCGGUGAUGCUGGACAAGAGAUACAGCACGAUCCCGAAACACCCGCCGCCCAAACGCCGGAGCCCCGCGCAGCCGACCUUCGGCUGGCGAGCACGUACCUCCCAGUGCCCGUCAGUGUUGAUCGCGUGGUGGUCAGUGAUGGCGGUGCUGCAGGUGAUGUCCCAGAGGCGACGCUGCCGGUGGUGUCCGACUCCGCGCUCACCCACCCUGACUCGGUGAGUCUCGAGGUCGGUCAUGACGGCGGCACGGACUUGCGCAUUCCGAUCCCGUGCCGGUCGCCCCCCGCCUGCCGCCGACAGUACGGCAGCAGCGCCAGGGACUUCGACGUGCUCGGCUUCCUGCCGGCCUGCCCGCGCGGCCAGCGCCGCUGCCUCGACCACGUACUCAUGGUGUACUCGCGCUUCGCUGAUGACGAGGAGGUGCUGACUGGCGGCUCGAACGCCUUCGUGAACAGCGGAUCCGUGACCGACGUCGAGCGGACACCGGCGACGGGCGAGCGCUUCCCCGCGGAGACUGGCACUGUCACGGCGUCAGGCGGCUUCAGCGGGGCGUUCCGCGUCUGCAGCCAGCAUGUGAAGGACGGCGUCAGAGCCGCGGAGAGUGUCAACUACGGACCGCCACCGCCACCCAUACUGAAAUAUGGACCACCGCCAACACCCAAACCGAAGUAUGGACCACCACCAACACCCAAACUGAAAUACGGACCACCACCAACACCCAAACUGAAAUAUGCACCACCACCAACACCUAAACUGAAGUAUGGACCACCACCAACACCCAAACUGAAAUAUGGGGCACCACCAACACCCAAACUGAAAUACGGACCACCACCAACACCCAAUCUGAAAUAUGCACCACCACCAACACCUAAACUGACGUAUGGACCACCACCAACACCCAAACUGAAAUAUGGAGCACCGCCAACACCCAAACUGAAAUACGGACCACCACCAACACCCAAACUAAAAUACGGACCACCACCAACACCUAAACUGAAGUAUGGACCACCACCAACACCCAAACUGAAAUAUGGAGCACCGCCAACACCCAAACUGAAAUAUGGAUCACCACCAACACCCAAACUAAAAUACGGACCACCACCAACACCUAAACUGAAGUAUGGACCACCACCAACACCCAAACUGAAAUAUGAAGCACCGCCAACACCCAAACUGAAAUACGGACCACCACCAACACCCAAACUGAAAUAUGGACCACCACCAACACCUAAACUGAAGUAUGGACCACCACCAACACCCAAACUAAAAUACGGACCACCACCAACCCCCAAACUGAAAUAUGGACCACCACCUACACCUAAACCGAAGUAUGGACCACCACCAACACCCAAACUGAAAUAUGGUCCACCGCCAACACCAAAACUGAAAUAUGGUCCGCCACCGACACCGACACUGAAAUACGGACCGCCAACAACACCCAGACUGAAAUAUGGAGCACCACCAACACCGACAGUGAAAUAUGGACCACCACCAACACCGACACUGAAAUAUGGACCGCCACCAACACCGACACUGAAAUAUGGACCACCGGCACCUCUCACAAUCGAUUAUAAGCCGCCACCUCGAAGGCCUGAGCCAGCGCAUCGGCCUCCUCUAAUACCGAAAGUCCCACCCAGGCCAAAGUAUGGCCCGCCGUCUCCUCCACGCCCCAACCUGAGCAAACCUGCACCGCAGCUUGAUGGGCCUCCCAAAACGCAUCUGCCACGUCCCGUUCCGGGGAUAGCUGAACGGCCGCAUCGCCCUGAGUCCCCGGGUUUCAAGCCUAGAUACCCAGCGCCCAGACCUGGAUCCCAUUAUGGAGCCCCUCCCACCGUAAAGGUGGCGAGACCCGGGUACCCAGCGCCCAGACCUGGAUCCCAUUAUGGGGCACCUCCCACCGUAAAGGUGGCGAGACCCGGGUACCCAGCGCCCAGACCUGGAUCCCAUUAUGGGGCACCUCCCACCGUAAAGGUGACGAGACCCGGGUACCCAGCGCCCAGACCUGGAUCCCAUUAUGGGGCACCUCCCACCGUAAAGGUGGCGAGACCCGGGUACCCAGCGCCCAGACCUGGAUCCCAUUAUGGGGCACCUCCCACCGUAAAGGUGACGAGACCCGGGUACCCAGCGCCCAGACCUGGAUCCCAUUAUGGGGCACCUCCCACCGUAAAGGUGGCGAGACCCGGGUACCCAGCGCCCAGACCUGGAUCUCAUUACGGUUAACCAACCACGAGGAGGUCAUGGCCGGGUUGCACCCUCCAGCCAUAGCCCACCAUUAUGGGAAACUGAUGGCCAACGACCUGUGCGCAUUUGAUGUUCCGACGUGUUCGGGCAAUGCUGUGCCAGUGGUCGCUGGUCUGUACCGGUGACCAACAGGUCUGGACCUGGUCCGUCAGCCGCUCCUGUGGUCUUGACCUGGUCUCCGUCAGAGCAGGCCGUGUUGGUCACGUCGGGUCUCUCACGGACGGGGUUGCCGUGCCUCCAAGGACGGGGUUGUUCGUGUCUCCACAAUGCCCGUACGGCAUGCUUUUGAACGGCUUGUCCUCUGUUUUGACGGCGAGGUUGUGGAUGCUGAGUGUUCUAAACCGAGACGAGAUGCAUUUUGGAGGAUUUCAAUAAUCAUUUCCGUCUACGCACGGCAUGUGUGCCGAACUUAAUACUCGUGGAUUUUGCCCUUAAGCAUUCUGUAUUGUGCUGAUUAUGUACAUUACUACGCAGCCUUGUGAUUAUGGAUCGUCCGGUAAGUACACGAUUCGUGUUUGCGAGUGCAAAACGGAUUUUCACACAAUAACCGUAGCCCUAAUAAUUUAUCUUGGAACACUGUACUUCACCGUACUAUGCUGUAUAUUUCGCUGUACUAAAUACGCAUUAUCAU